Molecule: messenger RNA, 4870 nt
Organism: Bubalus bubalis (water buffalo)
Lineage: Eukaryota; Metazoa; Chordata; Mammalia; Artiodactyla; Bovidae
Gene: GLI1
Product: GLI family zinc finger 1
Exons: 13
Coding region: 1363-4680 (1105 amino acids)
Biological process (GO): smoothened signaling pathway; regulation of transcription by RNA polymerase II
Cellular component (GO): nucleus
Molecular function (GO): DNA-binding transcription factor activity, RNA polymerase II-specific; RNA polymerase II cis-regulatory region sequence-specific DNA binding
Source: RefSeq, a predicted model, not a curated record
GACACCACCACUCUGCAGUAGUAGCCUCUGCCGGUGUACCCCUCCGUUUCUUUGGGCUUAUAUAACCCCUCCGUGGGCUCCCAGGUGGGCUUUGGUGGGGGGAUCUAAGCUUUCCCCAUUCUCUUCUGCCUCCAAUGAGACUCGGAGACGGUGUCAUGUGCCCGAAAGACCAGCAGAGGGAGCAGGCAGCUUUGCUGAGCAGCAAGAGUGCAGGCAGCGUAGAGGUGCAGAGGUGGCCCCAGCCUCCAGAACUUCGAGGUGAAGAAAAGCAGGAGUUCUCGGGGAACAGAGCUUCCGUCUCAGAGUUCCUUAGUAAUUUUGUGAACACAAACCCUACCCUACACCCAGUGCCGCAGCCGUUACUCCUCCCUUUUAUACUGCCUGGACCCCUUACCUUCCGCCCAGGGCUCCCAACCCAACUCUGUCCCAAUCUUGUUUCCAUCCCAACUCUGUCCCAACCCCCUCAUGUUCCAUCCAAAGGGUGAGGCCGGCAGAAAAACUACAGGAUUGUGGAAUGCUCAGUUAGCACCAACUAAAGUCGACGACCCUACUUCCAAUAUUCUUUUUCCCGGGUGAGUUUUUUGGUCAUUCCCUCCGCCCCCCAAUCUAUUUCUCAAUUUGUUUUUUCUGGCUGUGAUUCAGGACCUCUUGGUGGGCAGCCGAUCCAGGAAUCCAGGCCGGGAUUUACUACCCACUACCAGCAGCGUGUUCGGGGUUGGAGGGGGGGAGUAGGCAGUAUAGGGUCCCUCAAGGGAGGGGGAGGAUCCUGGGGGUCCUGGGGGUGCAAUAAGCCCGGCACCCCCUCUCUUGCUUCCAGCUACCCCGCCUCAUCCUCCAGAACGGCAAGAGGGAGGGACAUAGGAGGGAGGUGAGGGGCGAACGGGAAGAGCGGCGGCGCGCCAGCGGCUAGAGCGAGAAAAAGUUUUUGCAAAAGGGAAAAAAAAGUUUGUGCUUCUCACGGGUGGUCCCGGCUCGCGGCCCGGCGGGCUGGGCCGGCGGGAGGGCUGGGGGCCAGGUUGGGGGGGUGGGGGUGGCCCUGAGGCUGCGCUGCUGUAGCCCUGUCCGCCCCCCCUCCCCACCGCACACCCCCCAGCCCAGACUCCAGCUCUGGACCGUGCAUCCCGAGCCCUGCGCCCAGACGGAGAGCAAAGGGCAGAUCAUCUAGGCUCCCUCCUGGCCCCGUGAGCCUGUCUGGGCUGUGGCGAGGGCUCCCUCUGCUGGACACUGGAGAGGUUGUAGACCGGCUGUCCACGAGCAACAGAUGAAGGAAAGGGAGAGGGGCUCAGGCUGAUCAGCCAGCACAGAGCUUGAGGUCUCCCAUCCCCUCCUGCAGUGACCCACACACACUCCUCUUGAGACACCAUGUUCAACUCGAUGACCCCACCACCAGUCAGUAGCUAUGGCGAGCCCUGUUGUCUCCGGCCCCUCCCCAGUCAGGGGGCCCCCGGCAUGGGGACAGAAGGACUGCCAGGUCUGCCCUUCUGUCAUCAGGCCACCCUCAUGCCCGGCCCCCACAGUUAUGGGCCAGCCAGAGAAGCCAACAGCUGUGCGGAGGCGCCACUGUUUCCUCCUCCCCGGAGUGCAGUCAAAUUGACCAAGAAGCGGGCACUCUCCAUCUCACCUCUGUCAGACGCCAGCCUGGACCUGCAGACAGUUAUCCGCACCUCGCCCAGCUCCCUCGUGGCCUUCAUCAACUCACGCUGUGCAUCUCCGGGGGGUUCCUAUGGUCACCUCUCCAUCGGCACCAUGAGCCCAUCUCUGGGAUUCUCACCCCAGAUGAACCACCAGAAAGGGACCUCACCUUCUUUUGGGGUCCAGCCCUGUGGUCCCCAUGACCCCACGCAGGGUGGGAUGAUGCCGCAUCCUCAGUCCCGGGGACCCCUCCCAACGUGCCAGCUGAAGUCUGAGCUAGGUGUGCUGGUUAACAAGUGCCCGGAGGAGCCCUUGGAAGGUGAUAUGUCCAGUCCCAACUCCUCGAGCACACAGGAUCCACUGCUGGGGAUGCUGGAUGGGCGGGAGGACCUAGAGAGAGAAGAGAAGCCUGAGCCUGACUCUGUGUAUGAGACUGACUGUCGCUGGGAUGGCUGCAGUCAGGAAUUCGACUCCCAGGAGCAGCUGGUGCAUCACAUCAACAGUGAGCACAUCCAUGGAGAGCGGAAGGAGUUCGUGUGCCAUUGGGGGGGCUGCUCCAGGGAGCUGAGGCCCUUCAAAGCCCAGUACAUGCUGGUGGUGCACAUGCGCAGACACACGGGCGAGAAGCCACAUAAGUGCACGUUUGAGGGGUGCCGGAAGUCAUACUCACGCCUGGAAAAUCUGAAGACGCACCUGCGGUCACACACUGGUGAGAAGCCAUACAUGUGUGAGCAUGAGGGCUGCAGUAAAGCCUUCAGCAAUGCCAGUGACCGAGCCAAGCACCAGAAUCGGACCCAUUCCAAUGAGAAGCCCUAUGUGUGUAAGCUCCCUGGCUGCACCAAACGCUACACAGAUCCCAGCUCGCUCAGGAAACAUGUCAAGACAGUACACGGUCCUGAUGCCCACGUGACCAAGCGGCACCGAGGAGACGGCCCCCUGCCCCGGGCACCGGCUCUUUCCUCAGUGGAACCCAAGAGGGAGCGGGACGGAGGCCCCAUUAGGGAGGAGAGCAGACUGUCUGUGCCGGAGGGUGCCAUGAAGCCACAGCCGAGUCCUGGGGCCCAGUCGUCCUGCAGCAGUGACCACUCCCCAGCAGGCAGCGCGGCCAAUACAGACAGCGGUGUGGAAAUGACUGGAAAUGCAGGGGGCAGCACAGAGGACCUGUCCAGCUUGGACGAGGGGCCUUGCCUUGCGGGAACUGGGCUGUCUACUCUUCGCCGCCUUGAGAACCUCAGGCUGGACCAGCUACAUCAGUUCCGGCCGAUGGGGCCCCGGGGCCUCAAACUGCCCAGCUUGACCCACACCGGCACUCCUGGCUCUCGCCGUGUGGGCGCCCCAGUAUCUCUUGACCGCCGCAGCAGCAGCUCCAGCAGUGUCAGUUCAGCCUAUACUGUCAGCCGCCGCUCCUCCCUUGCUUCCCCUUUCCCCCCUGGUUCCCCACCAGAGAACGGGGCAUCCUCUCUGCCUGGCCUCACGCCUGCCCAGCACUACCUGCUCCGGGCCAGAUAUGCUUCAGCCAGGGGAGGUGGUACCCCACCCACUGCAGCACCCAGCCUGGAUCGGACGGGGGCUCUUCCUGCACCUCCCUGGAGAAGCCGAGCUGAGUAUCCAGGAUACAACCCCAAUGUAGGGGUCACCCGGAGGGCCAGUGACCCAGCCCGGUCUGUUGACCGCCCUGCCCCAGCCAGAGUCCAGCGGUUCAAGAGUUUGGGCUGUGUCCACAACCCCCCCACAGUGGUAGGAGGAGGACAGAACUUCGAUCCCCAACUCCCAACCUCUGUCUACUCACCACAGCCCCCCAGCAUCACUGAGAAUGUCUCCAUGGAUACCAGAGGGCUACGCGAGGAGCCAGAGGUUGGGACCUCCAUGAUGGGCAGUGGUCUGAACCCCUAUAUGGACUUCCCACCUGCUGAUACUCUGGGAUAUGGAGGGCCUGAGGCAGCAGCAGCUGAGCCUUAUGGAGCUAGAGGGCCCGGCUCCCUGCCUCUUGGGCCUGGUCCACCCACCAACUAUGGCCCCAACCCCUGUCCCCAGCAGGUUCCCUAUUCUGAACCAACCCCAGAAACAUGGAGUGAGUUCCCUUCCCACUCUGGGCUCUACUCAGGCCCCAAGGCUCCAGCUGGAGCCUACAGCCAGUGUCCUCGUCUUGAACAUUAUGGACAAGUGCAAGUGAAGCCAGAACAGGGGUGCCCCGUGGGUUCUGACACCACAGGACUGGCACCCUGCCUCAAUGCCCACCCCAAUGAGGGGCCUCCCCGCUCACAGCCUCUGUUCUCCCACUACCCACAGCCUCCCCCUCCCCAGUAUCCCCAGUCAGGUUCCUAUACCCAGCCACCUCCUGAUUAUCUGCCUUCAGAAGCCAGGCCCGGCCUGGAUUUCGAGUCCCCCACUCAUUCUACAGGACACCUCAAGGCGCAGCUUGUGUGUAAUUAUGUUCAGUCUCAACAGGAGCUGCUGUGGGAGGGCGGGGGCAGGGGAGACCCCCCCAUCCAAGAACCUCUCUAUCAGAGUCCCAAGUUUCUGGGGGGUUCCCAGGUCAGCCCAAGCCCUGCCAAGGCCCCAGUGGCCACAUAUGGACCUGGCUUUGCACCUAAUAUGCCCAAUCACAAGCCGGGCUCCUAUCCUACCCCUUCAUGCCAUGAAAAUUUUGCAGUAGGGGCCAACAAAGCUUCCCAUAGGGCAGCAGCACCACCCCGACUUCUACCCCCACUACCAGCUUGCUACGGGCCCCUCAAGGCAGGGGGCACCAACCCCAGCUGUGGCCAUCCUGAGGUGGGCAGGCUGGGAGGGGGCCCCGCCUUGUACCCUCCUCCUGAAGGGCAGGUGUGUAACCCUCUGGACUCUCUUGAUCUCGACAACACGCAGCUGGACUUUGUGGCUAUUCUGGAUGAGGCCCAGGGGCUGAGUCCUCCCGCUUCUCAUGAUCAGAGGGACAGCUCUGAACACACCCCACCUCCCUCUGGGACCCCUAACAUGGCUGUGGGCAACAUGAGUGUGUUACUGGGAUCCCUGCCUGGGGAGACACAGUUCCUCAAUUCUAGUGCUUAAGGAGAGGGGGACCACAGAUCCACAUUUCCUGAGGGGUUUCCAUCCCCACCAGGAAGUCCGGAGGAGGAGCCAUAGCCCCCUGGGAUGCCCCAGGGAUGGGAGGGGUGGGCUGGGGCUGUACACAGUCUAAAUAUAUUUGGGGAGGAAUUUGAUAAUGACACUGUUUCCUGAUAAUAAAGGAACUGCAUCA